AUGAAUAAAUCAUUUUCUCAAUCCAAAUCAGCCAAUCAGAAACAGAUAAAGGCAUUGAUUUCGAAAGUUUCAUCAGGCCGGAGUACUGCCAUUGAUAGAAAUUUAGUUGAUCAAUGCAUUAAUUACGCAAAAAAUCCAAAUGAUACAGCAUGUGUUUUCCAAACAAUAUUUGCUGAAGUAGAUAAAAACGCAUCGCAUCAAUUUGCUAUUAAUAAGCUUCUUUAUAUUCUCCAAUCAAUAGCAAACCUGAGAGAUCCUCAAAUCAACACCUUACUCAGGCAACACCUUGCAGAACUUCAUUCAAUUACAAUGCUAUCAUUCGAAGACAAAAAAGCAACUCUCAGGAAAAAUAUCCAUCAAAGUGCACAGAGUUUAUUUGAUUUCAUCGCUAAUGAUAAGCAAUUUAAUGAUGAAGCAUUCAAUGUCGCUACACAUAUGACAUUUGUUAAGCCAAUUUCGGAAGAACCAAAACCAUCCCAACCUACAAACGAUGGCGGACUAAUUUGGAUGGAUAAUUCAGAUGAUGAAGUCCAAAAACCAGAAUCUCAACCACAAUCUCAAGAAUCUCCAAAGAAUGUUAAUGAUGAGCAUCAGAAUGCAGAAGAAGAACCACAAUUGGGUCCAGAUCCAUUUGAUGAUUUCGUUGGUUACGAUCCGUUUGAAAACUUUGUUGUACCUGAAAAUUUUUCAACGAAAUUAGAAUUAAAGUCAAAUCAAUCAGUAAGUUUGACAUUCUGA
This is a messenger RNA of Trichomonas vaginalis G3, 738 nucleotides long. RefSeq lists its product as uncharacterized. Bases 1 to 738 code for a protein of 245 amino acids. Lineage: Eukaryota; Parabasalia; Trichomonadida; Trichomonadidae. The record is from RefSeq and is a predicted model, not a curated record. The transcript has a single exon.